This is a messenger RNA of Sphenostylis stenocarpa, 192 nucleotides long. NCBI's taxonomy places the organism in Eukaryota, Viridiplantae, Streptophyta, Magnoliopsida, Fabales, Fabaceae. The record is from the annotation of a GenBank genome assembly.
AUGCAACUCAAUUUCAUGCCAAAAUGUGGCUGGUUGAUGCAACCAGAUCGUGAAAGUGAUAGUGAGGCUGAAGUUGAGCAUGCUGAAAAGCUCCGUCAAGUUAAAGCUGUCCUGGAAGAGGUAUCAGCUAGGGCACAGGAUGAGCUUGGUCUAGGACUAUUUCUUGGCUCUCAUUCAAUUGAUUCCUUCUAA